AUGUCAUUGUCCAAUGCAGCUUCAAAUGCCACUUUGAUCCAACAGAAUGCCACCUUGCCAGAGCAGAAAUCUCAGCUUCCUAACCCGUUUGAGCUUGAUGACAAACAGAUCCUGCACAAAGUUUAUAUGACCCACGUCAAUGAUGAUGAAAAGUGCGAUAAGGAUAUCCUUUUCAACCUUACGUCUUUGAUUGUUUUACAGAGUCAGUCGCAGAUUCUUGUGACAAGUUUCAAACCAGACUUCCCUGCAUUGAAGCGGAUUUCUUGUCAGAUGAUAACGACACGUGGCACUGCACAAUGUGCACAUCAGACAACAAUUUGGAUUCUUCAACAGCUAAGAUGCUUCUCCUGGGAUGCGAAAGCACUAAUAACUCUGGCUUCUUUCUCUUUGGAAUAUGGGGAAUUUUGGCACCUUUAUCGUAUUCCAGCAUCAGACCAACUUGGAAACACAUUGAAGCAACUGAACCAAGUUCAAAACAGAAAGGUCCCUGCUGAGAUUAACGAACUAGUCAUGUUCUUAUUGGAAGUGUUUCAGCUCCUCAAAGAGUGGGCAACAUGGUGUGCUAUGGGUUAUGAAACAGAUGAAGUGCAAUCCUUAUCAGAAGCAAUGCAAGAGAUCCCUCUUGUUGUAUACUGGACAGUUGCUACCGUUGUUGCUUGUACUGGCAACCUCGUUGGUAUAUCGGAGCAUAAAUUAUCAGAUUUUAAAUACAGGCUUUCUGCUGCCAUUAAUGACAAGUUUAAGGAUCAUCUGCAAAAAUGCAAAGUGGAAAUAGGCAGGAUAGACGAUUACAGAAACCGUAUGAAGAACUCUAAAAAUGUCAAAGAUAUUGUAGAUCUUUUGAAGCUUCUGAUCCAUGGCAAUGGAUCUCAGAUACCCUUAUUAUAUGAAGGUGGCAUCCAAGUUAAUACGGGUAUUGAAGUCUUCAAGCAGAAACAUGUCUUGCUGUUCAUUUCGAGCCUCGACAGCAAUAUUCGAGAUGAGAUUUUGCUUUUAAAUUCUAUCUACGACAGAUUGCAGGAAAAUCCAAAACAAGAUAGAAAAGGUUACAUGAAGGAAGAUUUCAAGAUUUUGUGGAUCCCCAUUGUGGAUGAUAAGUGGAACGACAGCCUGAAGAAAAAGUUUAUGGAAUUGAAGGAAGGCAUGAAAUGGUACGUGUUGGAGUACUUCUAUGAUGAGUUACCAGGCAUUGGGAUCAUAAAGGAGAAAUUGAAAUACAACAGCGAGCCUAUUGUGUCAGUGAUCAACUCUAAAGGAGACAUAAUAAAUGAGGAUGCACUGGAGAUUAUUUUUCAAUGGGGGAUCGAAGCAUUUCCUUUUAGGAAAAUUGAUGGCUAUGAUCUUACUAAAAAAUGGAGCUGGUUUUGGAAUUUAAUGAAUAAAGUUGAUAUUCAUACAGAGGACAUGAAAAAGGGCAGUUACAGAUUCAUCUAUGGAGGUGUCGAAAACAAUAAGUGGAUCCGAGAUUUCACGAUCGCAAUAGAAAAACUUAAAAAGCAUGAGCAUGUCAAGGAUGUGGAUGUUCCCAUAGAGCAUUAUCAGUUGGGAAGGGAUAACCCCGACUUGGUUCCUUAUUUCUGGAUUGGCAUAGAUGGCAAGAAACAGAACAAGAAGUGCCAGGAUCCUGGUGUGGACUGUGAGAUUCAAGAAGUUGUGAGGAGCUUGCUUUGCCUUAAACAAGAUCCAUUAGGAUGGGUUCUUCUUAGUAAAGGGGAUCACAUAAAGGUUCUGGGUCAUGGGGAUCCUAUGUAUCAAACUGUGGCUGAUUUUGAGAUAUGGAAAGACAAAGUGCUUGUGAAAGAAAGCUUUGACGUGGCAUUCAAAGAGUACUAUGAUCGUAAGGUUAAAGAGAUAUCUGCUCGUAACCCAUGCGCUUAUAUCAAUGUUGAUAAUGUCUUAGCAACCAUAACUUGCCCAAAUCCCAAUUGUGGUCGUGUGAUGGAGGUGACAUCCGUUAAUUACAGGUGCUGCCAUCGUGAUGAUCCAAACAGUUGCAGGAUCUGAUUUCU
This is a messenger RNA of Gastrolobium bilobum, 2009 nucleotides long. Its product is annotated as protein SIEVE ELEMENT OCCLUSION B-like. The record is from RefSeq and is a predicted model, not a curated record. Gene Ontology annotation, biological process: phloem development. The transcript is spliced from 7 exons. Bases 1 to 2004 code for a protein of 667 amino acids. NCBI's taxonomy places the organism in Eukaryota, Viridiplantae, Streptophyta, Magnoliopsida, Fabales, Fabaceae.